Molecule: messenger RNA, 431 nt
Organism: Cladophialophora psammophila CBS 110553
Lineage: Eukaryota; Fungi; Ascomycota; Eurotiomycetes; Chaetothyriales; Herpotrichiellaceae
Product: folylpolyglutamate synthase
Exons: 1
Biological process (GO): tetrahydrofolylpolyglutamate biosynthetic process
Cellular component (GO): mitochondrion; cytosol; cytoplasm
Molecular function (GO): tetrahydrofolylpolyglutamate synthase activity; ATP binding
Source: RefSeq, a predicted model, not a curated record
AUUCGGGAAAGGAUUCAGGUCAAUGACCAACCAAAAGUAGGGAGCUCUCUGUGAAAUGCUUCUUUGAGGUGUGGGAUCAACUGUCUUCUCAGGAUUUGCAGGUGGCGGAGGGCAAGGAGAAAUGGCCUUGCUUUCUCCCGCAUUCAGCACUAGUGGCAUUUCACACCUUCAUUAGGGAAGAGAUUGAGGCAGCAAUCAUUGAGACGGAUCAUGGCGGAGUAUGUGAUGCUAUGAAUUUUCUUGAUAAACUCGUCAUCACUGGUAUUACUACCAUCGGACUGGAUUAUAUUGCGCGACUCGGUCUCUCCGUCGAAAAUGUGCCCUGGCAUAAAGCAGAAAUUUUCAAAUCGGGUGCGCCUGCUUUCUCCUCAUCUCAAGAUCAAGUAGUUGUUUCAAUACUAUAUGCCCGAGCCGCAGAGAAAGGGGGUGUG